Messenger RNA from Myripristis murdjan (pinecone soldierfish), 1675 nucleotides. It is a transcript of the gene ankrd34c, whose product is annotated as ankyrin repeat domain 34C. The transcript has a single exon. Bases 1 to 1599 code for a protein of 532 amino acids. Lineage: Eukaryota; Metazoa; Chordata; Actinopteri; Holocentriformes; Holocentridae. The record is from RefSeq and is a predicted model, not a curated record. Gene Ontology annotation, molecular function: protein binding.
AUGGCAGACAUACUGGAGCUGCGGACAGAUGGAAACUCUCUACUGAAGGCAGUAUGGCUCCGGCGCUUGAGACUCACCAGGCUCCUGUUGGAGGGGGGUGCGUAUAUCAACGAGAGCAAUGAGCGAGGAGAGACACCACUCAUGGUGGCCUGUAUGUCCAAACACACUGACCAGCAAAGUGUAAGCAAGGCAAAGCUUGUCAAAUAUCUGCUGGACAACCAAGCAGACCCCAACAUACAGGACAAAGUGGGCAGGACAGCCUUAAUGCAUGCCUGCAUCCAGAAGGCUGGUCAUGAGGUGGUGGCUCACCUCCUAACAAAUGGAGCUGACCCCAGUCUGGAAGACAGAAGUGGGGCCUCAGCCCUGGUCUAUGCCAUCAAUGCUGAUGAUAAGGAGACACUAAAAUUGCUCUUGGAUGCCUGCAAAGCUAAAGGCAAGGAAGUCAUCAUAAUCACCACAGACAAGUCACCAUCUGGGGCUAAAACCACUAAGCAGUAUCUAAAUGUUCCUCCAUCACCAGAGUUAGAGGAGAGAUGCUCCACUGCAUACUGCACCUCUCCCUCUGACAUUGAUGUUAGUGCAUCUUCCUCGCCUAACCAAAUUGAGCACCAAAAGACAGUUUUUAGUUUCCAGACAAAGUUGAAAACAUCCUCUUGCUCAGUAGCAAAGCUUGCUAAUGGGCCCACUUCUCCGACACGCCGGACUACCAACCCCAAGCGUGCACGAUUGCCUCAGCUAAAGCGGCUGCAAUCAGAGCCUUGGGGCUUGAUUGCUCCUUCUGUCCUGGCUGCUGCUGCUGCUACCCAUGAUCAAAGUAAGAGAGCCACCUCUGAUGAAGAUGUUGUUUCAGGCGUGAAUGGACUCUCCCUAACCAAGAAGUCAGCUUUAUCUCGACAGAACAGUGUGGAUGGCAAGGACAGUUUAUUCCCACUUGUGGGUGAACAACCCUGCAAAAUGACAACCUCACUAUCAGUUCCUCCAACAUCUAAACCAUCAUAUGACAGAUCUCUAGGUCAGCACCAGCCUCUAGGCUGGCGCAGCACCAUCCCCACUGAGCAGGACAGCUGCAGCAGCAACAGUGGAACAGCCAAUCUGAGAGACACAGUGCACAGGAGACACCUGGGGAAUGAUCACUAUGACUCAGACUCUCAGCUCUAUUCAGACUCUGCCAUGCUAGACUCUCCUAAGGUCCCAGUGGAGCGAAGGAAACUGAACACCUCAUCAUUAGCCAUGCUGACCAGUUCUAGAGAAUCUCUAGACAGCAAUGCCAGCGCAUCCUCUCCUGGCACAGCACGCAGGCGUGCACCAAGCCUCCUGGAGAGGCGAGGCUCGGGGACUCUGCUGCUAGACCACAUCUCCCAUACGAGGCCGGGCCAUUUACCCCCUCUCAACAUUAAUCCUAACCCUCCCAUCCCUGAUAUUGGGGCCAGUAGCAAGCCCUCCUCACCCCUGGCUGCAGGCUUUAGGUCUAUAGCUCCAGUAGCACCAAACACACCAAAGAGAGGCGGUCUCAAGUCCAAGAAGAAACUUAUAAGAAGACACUCUAUGCAAGUGGAGCAAAUGAAACAGCUUUCUGAUUUUGAAGAGCUGGCACAUUAGCUAGUGUUUGUGUUUAUGCAGCACAUGUUGUGGGACUGGACGCGUUUACACCAUAUUGUCAGGAAGCAGGCUCUCA